ACAGGCAGACAAAAGCAAAUCAAAUCCUCAUUCCUCUCUCUAUCUUCUUGCUUUCUCUAAUCUUCCUCCCUCCAAAACAAACAACAUUGACUCUGCUACAGCAAAUAGCAAUCAGCAAUAGAGGCCCUAAUAAUGCUCAAGUUCUGGAAAUCAAAUUCAUCAAAAGUCGCCGCAGGAAUCGGCAUUACAGACAAUGAUGGAACUGAAACUACCAUCACUGAUUCCACCAUUUCUGAUCACGUCCAUGAAGAAACUGAUGAUGAUGAUGAUUCCUUCUUCGAGUUAGAACUCACAUUUCCACCUUCUUACGAUUCCAAAUUCUCUAUUUCUUCUACUUGCUCGAAAAACACGGUCGAAGAGAAGGAAUCUGAGAAAAAACCUAAAUUAAAGCCUCAAUCGCCAAUCUCAAUACUUCGUUCUGCUUCUCCGAAGCUUCGAGUCUUCAUGUUUGAUAGAUUUAACAAGAAAUCAAAGCGUGUUGAGGAGUUUCUUGAAACUGAGAGCGUUUCGUCUAGUUGUUCGCCGAGACGGAGCGGUGCGAGUUUGUUUACUGUGAAAUUUCGUAUUGAGGAUGGUUCGAUUGUUCCAAAAUUUACUCGUAGUCGUAGCAAUAGUUCAAGCGUUUCAGCUAGUCCAAACGUCGAAAAACAUACCUCUGAGGUUUUGAUAGAAUCGUCUAAACGGUUCUCAAAAGAAACAAUUAAAAAAUACUUAAAUUUAAUAAAGCCAAAUACGUCGAAAAAGCUCAUCGACGGUGAGAAAUACAUCUCUUCUCCGAACAGAGCAUCUACGACGUCGUUUCCCAGGAAAGAAGAAAAGCAAAUCAGUCGAUUUAAAGUUAGAUGUAAGCAAUUAGGUAAAAGCAAAUCCGCUUCAGCGACAAUUGGAGUUUCACCUCCGGCAACGUUUUCUGCCAGAAACGACCAUCCUUGUGACGGAAUCGAAGGCGCAAUUUUACAUUGCAAGCGUUCUCUCACUUCUACAGGUCAUUCGUCAUUAUCGAGAUGUAGCAGUGAUCCAUCACAUGAGAAGUCAAUUCAAAUGUCAGAAGAAAUCUGAAAAGAAAUAAAAAAGCAAAUGAAAUGAUUAGUCCACUACUUGUAAACUCUCUUUUUACUUUUAUUAGUUUGUUUGUGAAAAUUGCCGGAAAAUGAACAUCUUCAUUUCUUCCUCAAAAUAUAAUAGGUUGAAUUAGGAUUUGUUAAACACAUUCAGGAGAAAAGUAAAUUGGUGUAAUUUCUCUGUUUUAGAGAGAGAAAAGAGAUUGAAAAGGAUCUUUAUAUUAUUUUUGUGGUAUGACGAUUUGUAGGUUGGUUAGUUUGUUAGAAAUGAUGAUGGAGAAGAAUUUGGAAGAUUAUGAUGACCAGUGAUGAGUGACGAGUGAGGUGAGGUCACUUGAGUCGUCUUUGUAAAGUGUAAAACUGUUUGUUAAUGUCAAUGAUGAUGGAUUUUUGUAUAUUUUUUGUGAAAUUAUUUGGUGUUCGUAAAUUGAAACUUUUAGUAAUUGCAUUUUUGAAAUGAUUCACCAUGAUAAUUUUAUGUAGGGUGGUGUACGUGAGUUGGUCGGAUCACAAAGUUGUUAUCCACGGUCCACCAUUAGUGGUUAGUUUUGUUCACUUAGGUGUAAUUUUCUGUUGCCUAAAGCAAUGUUAAAGUUGCACUACUUACAUGUAGACAACAAACUUCACAAUUUUGAACAUUUGAAGGAGAAGUUAAGUUUGCAUACUAACUAAUGAUAAGAAUUCUGUCGAACUUAAUUAAUUGGUUAGUAAAGAUCAUAUUUGAGUUGAUACUUGGGAAUAUG
Messenger RNA from Amaranthus tricolor (Joseph's coat), 1804 nucleotides. Its product is annotated as membrane-associated kinase regulator 5-like. The record is from RefSeq and is a predicted model, not a curated record. The transcript has 2 exons. Gene Ontology annotation, cellular component: plasma membrane. Lineage: Eukaryota; Viridiplantae; Streptophyta; Magnoliopsida; Caryophyllales; Amaranthaceae. Bases 133 to 1059 code for a protein of 308 amino acids.